UAAACAGGAGGCGAGAGCCACAGGCAAUGAGCAGAAUGCAGCUGCAUUGACUGACCCAUCAUUGGCUUGACAAGUCUAUUAGCAGCAAUAGAUCAGAGAGCUCCUCUAUCUCUCUCUCUCCUCUAUUCCUCUCUCUCUCUCUCCUCUCUCAAUAAAAGUUACAGCAAGAAACUUCAUCGCUCAGGGUCGUGGCUGUGACACCAGCAUUGCAGUCAUGGCACCGAAGAAGAAGAGCUUUAAAAAGAAUAAAGCGGAGAACAAGGAAACAACAGUGAUUGUAGAAGAAAGUACCAUCAUCCAUUUAAACGGUGUCAACGGGUUGGUCGAUGGGGGCAAUGGCUUCAGUCGCAUCUCCACUGAAAUGUCCGACUCAACCUACGGUUUGAAUCUACUGGAAGUCCUCAACAAGAUGAAGCAAGAAAAGUUCCUGUGCGACCUCACCAUCGCUACGAAAUCCAAAUCCUUUGAUGUUCACAAAGUGGUGAUGGCAUCCUGCAGCGAAUACUUCAGGAAUAUCCUGAAGAAAGACCCAACCACCCACAGGGUAGACGUCAAUGACAUAUCUGCUGUUGGUCUCAAUGCGGUGAUCACGUACGCUUACAGUGGAAAGCUAACCCUCUCUCUCUACACCAUUGGUAACAUUAUAGCAACAGCCAACCAGCUCCAGAUUCAUUCUCUUAUUAAGAUGUGCUGCGAUUUUUUGAUGCAGGAAAUCAAUGUUGAGAACUGCAUGUACAUCGUUAACAUUGCAGAAACGUAUGGAUUGAGGAAUACCAUGGAAGCUGCACAUAACUUCAUUCGGGACCAUUUCAUAGAGUUUUCAGAAAAGGACCAGUUCCUGAAACUUACCUUUGAGCAAAUCAUUAAAUUCAUGAUGGAUGAUGCCCUGCUGUUGCCCUCAGAAAUCACGGCAUUCCAGAUUGCAAUGAAGUGGCUGGAUUUCGACAGUAAAAGGGCUAAGUACGCAGCAGAUCUCCUGAGCACGAUUCGCUUUUGCACCAUCUCAGCACAAGAUCUGGUCAACUAUGUUCAGACUGUGCCUAGAAUGAUGCAAGAUACAGAGUGCCACAGAUUUUUGGUAGAUGCCAUGAAUUACCAUCUUCUUCCCUAUCAGCAAAACACCUUGCAAUGCAGAAGAACUAAAGUUCGCAGUGGUCUCAAAGUCCUGGUCAUGGUGGCUGGUCGUCCAGCACUGACAGAAAAGUCGCUGAGUAGAGACAUUAUAUACAGAGAUCCUGAGCGUGGAUGGAACAAACUUUCUGAAAUGCCUUACAAGAGCUUCAAUCAAUGUGUCGCUGUGAUGGAUGGAUUCCUAUACGUAGCUGGUGGGGAAGAUCAGAAUGAUGCCAGAAAUCAGGCCAAGCAUGCUGUGAGCAACGUCUGCAGGUACGAUCCUCGAUUCAACAGCUGGAUUCAUUUGGGAAACAUGGUGCAGAGACGCACCCACUUCAGUCUGAAUGUUUUCAAUGGGUUACUUUUCGCAAUCGGGGGCAGGAAUCCAGAUGGUCCUCUGGCCUCUGUUGAAUGCUAUGUGCCUGCCACCAACCACUGGCAGCUGAAGGCACCGUUAGAGGUCCCCAGAUGCUGUCAUGCUGGUGCUGUCGUAGAUGGUAAAAUCCUGGUUACAGGAGGAUACAUAAAUAAUGCAUAUUCCCGUUUGGCCUGUGCCUAUGAUCCCUCAGCAGACAGCUGGCAGGACAAAGCUAAUUUAAGUACCCCCAGAGGCUGGCACUGUGCCAUUUCCCUCUUCGAUCGUGUCUAUGUAUUGGGUGGCAGUCAGCUCGGAGGCAAGGGUGAGAGGAUUGAUGUGCUCCCUGUUGAAUGCUAUAAUCCCUCCACAGCGCAAUGGAGCCAGGUUGCUCCGCUCCACGUGGGGGUCAGCACUGCUGGUGCUGCAACCAUUGAUGGUAAAAUCUAUGUGGUGGGAGGCUGGAAUGAGGUUGAGAAGAAAUAUAAGAAGUGCGUCCAAUGUUAUAACCCAAACAUGAAUGAAUGGAUUGAUGAGGAUGACCUCACAGAGGCUACAGUGGGUGUUUCCUGUUGUGUGGUCACUUUGCCAACUCAAAAGACCCGUGAAUCCAGGAACAGUUCAGCUUCAUCCGUGCCAGUUAGCAUCUGAUUAUACUUGUGGAGCAGAUUGAUCAUAAAA
Molecule: messenger RNA, 2149 nt
Organism: Callorhinchus milii (elephant shark)
Lineage: Eukaryota; Metazoa; Chordata; Chondrichthyes; Chimaeriformes; Callorhinchidae
Gene: klhl31
Product: kelch-like family member 31
Exons: 3
Coding region: 215-2119 (634 amino acids)
Biological process (GO): negative regulation of protein phosphorylation
Cellular component (GO): cytoplasm; nucleus
Molecular function (GO): protein binding
Source: RefSeq, a predicted model, not a curated record